AUGUUAGAGAUGGACCCUGUGCUGUCCGGGUCACUGUGUUUCUUGAUACUAGCGAUCGCCAUGUACCUCAAGUUCAUCCGUGAGCAGCCGUGGAGUGAUGAAGAGCUGUCGGACCACAAGAGCAGUCCAGUGGACGGCGAGACUGACACCGACACGAGACCCUUUUUGCACCCGGCGUCACCUGCUGGUAGAGGGCAGUGCCAGCAGCAGAAACGAGGACCAGGUCAAGGGCGACAAGUGGUCCAGCAAGUGAAAAAGACGCAGCCAUUGCCGCCGCAACCUCAUCGUGGGUACGCGGGGAUCAAGCCGAGCAGAGAGACGACGUCUUUUGCGGACACAACGACUGGUGACGAUGCCAUAGCUACAUGUGGUGUCCAGUACUUACCCAAGAAUCAGCCUAUGCGAAGGCGAGCGCAUAGCGGGACGACGGCGUCCUCGGCUCAGUCCAACAGUGAGAUCACAGGUGCUGCCGUGGACGUUGGAGAGGCCAUCAUGGACCAAUUGCCCACGACGAUUUACGAAGGAGCGAAUUAUGACCAGUGCACAGCGCAGGGACUACAGGAGGACUUUGGACAAAACCAGCAUCGAAUCGUGUUGGAUGACUAUGACGAAGAGAUGGGCUAUUUGUCGCCGCCUGGACAUGAGGACGCAGCGCAUGUUCCACUAGAGAGUGUGUCGUUUGAAGUUGAGGACGAAGGGUUUUACGACCUGGAGAACCAUCGGCCGAACGACCGUUUGCUUGGUGUCGCAGACAGAUUGGACGGCGGCACGAAGCCGAUGCAGAUCGGAGAGAAAUAUAGCGGUGGGGACCUGUUGGAAUCACCCGACGUGGCGGAAGCGCUUGCUGAUGCUAAAACACUGAAAACGAACGUCGAGCGGCAGUUCGUGCGGGACGUUGCUCCGCCAGCCCAAAUGCAGCUCGAGGUCGCACGAAAGGCACGUAUCCCGCUGUUUUUGCACUCGCCGAUGUAUGUAAAAACCUCUGCGACCCCUCUGGUUGACGAGGUUGAUGCCGAGUUUACAGCAGAGUUUGCGGUGGAGGAAACGAAGGAACAACAGGGUGCUAUAAAUGGCGGGGCGCUGGCACAAGGUGUCGUAGAACUUGACCGAGUGAAUGGUGCGGGAGGUGGAAUGGCAGAAGGUGCAAAGGGAAUUCUUACGCGAAGAAAGAGGCCUAAACUGUCGAAAGCCAAAAGUGAUAGUUUGCACCUAGAUUUUGAGGAGCUGCAAGUUGACGAGAUGAUUGGUCAGGGUGCGUUUGGCACGGUGCAUCGUGCGAAAUGGCGAGGGACUGUAGUGGCCGUGAAGAUUCUGGUCUGCCAGUACAUGACGACUGACAUACUUGAGGAGUUUGAAGCCGAAGUGCAGAUCAUGAGCAUAUUGAGGCACCCCAACAUCUGCUUGUUGAUGGGUGCAUGUCUGGAACCACCCACGCGCUGCCUUGUGAUUGAGUACUUGCCUCGUGGUUCGCUCUGGAAUGUCAUUCGCCAAGACGUCGUCAUUGACGUGGGGAAACAGUAUGGGUUCGCGCGUGAUACGGCGCUAGGUAUGAACUACCUGCAUUCGUUCCAGCCGCCAAUUUUACAUCGCGAUUUGAAGAGUCCGAACUUGUUGAUCGAUUCGUCUUACGCACUCAAGAUCUCGGACUUCGGUCUAGCGCGUGUGCGUGCUCGCUUUCAGACGAUGACCGGGAAUUGUGGGACAACACAGUGGAUGGCACCAGAGGUGCUUGCUGCCGAGAAGUACACGGAGAAGGCUGAUGUGUUUUCGUACGGUGUCGUGGUCUGGGAAACCGUCACGCGGCAGUGUCCGUACGAAGGCCUCACUCAGAUCCAGGCGGCGCUCGGUGUGCUCAACAACAACCUGCGGCCGACGGUGCCCGAGCAAUGCCCGCCUUUAUUCAAGCAGCUCAUGACUUUGUGCUGGGCAAGCGCCCCCGAGCAGCGACCUAGCUUUGAGACGGUACUGGAGAUUCUGAACCGCUCUAUCGACGGCAUGGCGCUACCACAGCUAAGGCGCUGA
This is a messenger RNA of Hyaloperonospora brassicae, 2022 nucleotides long. The record is from the annotation of a GenBank genome assembly. Lineage: Eukaryota; Oomycota; Peronosporomycetes; Peronosporales; Peronosporaceae.